AUGCCGCCUCGGAUAGCUCUGACCACGGCCCGCUCGUUGGCCUUCAGGCCGAAAUCUACGAUCCCGCAGAAGCGAUUUGCUCCCACUCUCCUUGCGCACCCGGUGCGAGCGGCGAGCGACGAUGCCACCAAGAAACCGGCCACCACUCCUACCAGCCCUGACAUCAAGGGCCCGAACAUGGAUCCCUUACCCCAUGUGACAGAAGAGCAAGCGGCGCUGGACAAGACUAUGGGAAAGACGCCGCCGGACCUUGAGCAAGGUACACCUGUGCAGGAGAUCCUCGAACGUGACAAAGACGCCCAAGAGAAAGCACCGGAGGUGCUAAAACAGAGCAUCAACUCCAAGUCCAACACUGGCAGUAGCAUCAACUCCACGUCCACUUCCAACACUGGCAGUGGCAGUAGCACCAGCCCUUCCGGAUCAAGAUCGUUUUCGACCACGACGAGACGGAAUGCCGAGACUGCGGAAUUGGUUCGAUUCCAAGACACAAGAGCAGUGGGGCUCGAGUAUCCAGACGCAGGAUUUGGUCACAAGUUCCCUUUGCCGGAUAUCUCGAAGUUCCCCAAGACAAAUAAUCUCAAGAAGCGCUAUGAUGAGGUGGUGGACCAGGUCACUAGAAGUUUGAUGCGGCAUGGCAAAUUGAGUUUGGCACAGAAGAAUAUGGAUGAAAUCCUCGACAACCUCCGCAAAGCUCCUGUCCCUUCGGCCAGCGCGGGUGGCCAUACGCUGAUCACCAAUCUACCGUACGAGGCCCUCCCUCUCUCGCCAAUUCAAUACUUAACCGCCAUCAUCGACUCGGUGGCGCCUCUGGUGAAAAUCCGUCAACAGAAAGGUAUUCUGGGCGGUGGUGCAUCUAUGCCGGUUCCUGUCCCUCUACAACGGCGUCAACGGCGACGCGCGGCCAUUCAAUGGAUUCUCGCAGGUGCGGAGAACAGACGAGAAACGAAACUUGCCGAGCGAGUGUCGAAGGAACUUAUUGCCAUUGCGGAGGGAAGAGGGUCUGCGUGGGAGCGGCGGCAGAGGGUACACAAGAUGGCGAUGAGUGCCAGAGCGAAUGUCAAGGCUGCGCUGAGUGGGCCUAGGAGAAGGAGAUGA
Messenger RNA from Capronia epimyces CBS 606.96, 1095 nucleotides. RefSeq lists its product as uncharacterized. The coding region runs from base 1 to 1095 and encodes 364 amino acids. Gene Ontology annotation, biological process: ribosomal small subunit assembly; translation. Gene Ontology annotation, cellular component: ribosome. Gene Ontology annotation, molecular function: structural constituent of ribosome; rRNA binding; mRNA binding. NCBI's taxonomy places the organism in Eukaryota, Fungi, Ascomycota, Eurotiomycetes, Chaetothyriales, Herpotrichiellaceae. The transcript is spliced from 3 exons. The record is from RefSeq and is a predicted model, not a curated record.